GGUAAUUGUGAGAACAGUUUUCAAUUAAAUGCCAACUUAUUAUGUCACAGAUAUUUAAUUAUUAUUAUUAUUGAAAAAUUAAUAAUAUCAAUUUGAAUGUAUUUUUAAUACAUAUUAAUUUAUGCAAAAUUAUUGCUAUUUAAUGAAUCCCUGGUUAUUAUAUAAGACUAAAUACUAUAGUUUUCUUUUAUUAUUUACAUUUUAUUUAUUGGACGACGAGAUUGAAGACCCGAAACUCAUUCAUCGCACUCAAUAUGCCGUCAAUUAAGUACUUGUGGGCCAUUAGGAGCUAUAUAUUUGCCUGGUUUUUACCACUGGUUCUCAUACCCAUACCAUUAAUGAUUGACACAUCGGCCGGCAAAUGCGCUUAUGUAGUAUUGCUGAUGAGUUUAUACUGGUUCACAGAAGCCGUUCCCAUAUCGGUGACGGCAUUACUGCCGAUAGUAUUGUUUCCAUUGAUGGGUAUCCUAUCGAGUGAACAGACAUCAAAAGCUUACGUAAAUGGCACAAUUAUGAUAUUUUUGGGCAGUCUUAUAGCUGCAGCUGCUGUUGAAAAAUCAAUGUUACACAAGAGGAUUGCCCUAAAAGUACUGCUCAUUACAGGGACAUCACCUAAAAGAUUGUUGUUUGGAUUUAUGUUUACCACUGCCUUCCUAUCGAUGUGGAUCAGUAAUCUUGCGUCGACUGCACUGAUGAUACCCAUUAUUAACGCAGCUUUGGAUCAAUUGAAGCACCGGAAGUCUAAAACUUAUGGCACUUUAACACAAAGCUCUUCAAACGUUUUAAACUUGGAUUACAAAGAUGGUGAACAUCAAACUCCGAUUAGAAAGCAUAGUAUUGCUCAAUCUAUAAAUAUUAGAAUAGAUGAGGAGGAAACACAUGAGUCUAUUAAAAAGUCGGUAUACCUGGGCGUAUGCUAUGCGGCCAACGUUGGCGGCACCGGUACGCUGACCGGCACAUCAACUAAUCUCGUACUUAACGGAAUACUCAAAGAAAAUCCGGUAUCAUUUUCCGAUUGGAUGAUAUUCAACAUUCCCGGUAUGUUUCUACUGGUAUUCAUCACUUGGGCGUACAUCGCAUACUUUUUUAUGAAAAAAUCGGAAGAUUUACUCACCGAUGAAAAAGACAACGAAGCCGUGUAUAAAGCAAUAAAAUACAAAUACGAUGAGUUGGGCUCAAUUAGUUUUUACGAAUCCUCAGUUUUGGUACUUUUCAUACUUUUAUUAAUGCUAUGGUUUUUCCGCGACCCAGACUUCAUGAAGGGUUGGGCUCUCUAUAUCAGUGAUUCACAUAACUUCAUAAAAGACUCGGCUCCGGCAUUAUUAAUUGUGAUAUUAUUUUUCAUAAUUCCGGCCAAACCGACACAAUUGAACGCAUCGCCAACACUAUUGGACUGGCGAACCACACAGGACUCGGUGGCCUGGGGUAUAAUACUUCUCGUUGGCGGUGGCUUUGCUAUGGCCGAGGGCUCGGAAAAGUCGGGACUAUCCACAUGGAUGGGCACUCAACUGACAGUAUUAGAAAGGUUUUCUCCGUUUACUAUAACAGUGAUUGUCUGCAUAAUAGCUCUGUUGCUGACAGAAAUCAUGUCCAAUACGGCCACCUGUACUGUAAUGUUACCCGUUAUUAAACGAUUGGCUAUAGAAUUGGGUAUCAGUCCUCUAUCGGUGAUGUUACCGGUCACCCUAGUCUGCUCCUAUGCAUUCAUGUUACCGGCGGCCUCGGGAACCAAUGCUAUCAUAUUUGAAUCGGGAAAAAUGAAAAAUAGAGAUAUGAUAUAUCCGGGAUUUUUCUUAAAAUUUAUAUGUAUGGCCGUAACAUUGUUUAUGUUGAAUACCUGGGGACCCAUAGUAUUGAAUAUGAAUAGUUUUCAAUAUAAUCAAACACAUAAUUAUUUUGGUGAAGAAAUGACAACUCUUAAAAGUUAAAUCAAUUCAUAUAAUUUAAUUACUCAUUUAAAUAAAUGACAUUUAUUU
This is a messenger RNA of Oppia nitens, 1976 nucleotides long. Its product is annotated as Na(+)/citrate cotransporter-like. The coding region runs from base 255 to 1928 and encodes 557 amino acids. The transcript is spliced from 13 exons. NCBI's taxonomy places the organism in Eukaryota, Metazoa, Arthropoda, Arachnida, Sarcoptiformes, Oppiidae. Gene Ontology annotation, biological process: citrate transport; monoatomic anion transmembrane transport. The record is from RefSeq and is a predicted model, not a curated record. Gene Ontology annotation, molecular function: succinate transmembrane transporter activity; citrate transmembrane transporter activity. Gene Ontology annotation, cellular component: membrane.